This is a messenger RNA of Carcharodon carcharias (great white shark), 1419 nucleotides long. Its product is annotated as cytokine-inducible SH2-containing protein-like. Gene Ontology annotation, molecular function: 1-phosphatidylinositol-3-kinase regulator activity. The record is from RefSeq and is a predicted model, not a curated record. The transcript is spliced from 3 exons. NCBI's taxonomy places the organism in Eukaryota, Metazoa, Chordata, Chondrichthyes, Lamniformes, Lamnidae. Gene Ontology annotation, cellular component: phosphatidylinositol 3-kinase complex. Bases 231 to 974 code for a protein of 247 amino acids. Gene Ontology annotation, biological process: phosphatidylinositol phosphate biosynthetic process; intracellular signal transduction.
AAACCCACUUUAAAUCGUAAGAUCGAAACUAGUUGUGUGGGAAGUUGAUAGAGAAAGUUUGAACUUGGGUAAACUGAAGACAAUCGAAACGCACUGGAAAAUCCCAUCCGACCCCCCCACCCUCACCCCCACCCCCAGCCCAGCGGAUAGACUUGAAAAGUGCCCGUCACCUGCUUUUUACCCAAGAUCUCUCCAGCCAGUUAUUUUGAGGUUCACGCACGUUGACUGACAUGCUGCUCUGUUUACAGGGACCUUUACCGAGGCAGCAAGGAACAGGAAACAUCCCUCUGGCACGAACAACAGCUGAUACAAUCGUGUUCUCAGAAACACGGGAAAACCGGGCCGUGAGGAACGUGUCCCUUAUGACUUUUCAGGAGAAGAAUUCUUCACUCGUGCCAAUACAUCAGCAAAGCCAGGAAGCUGCUGGAAAGAGAGACCCUGAGGCAGAUAUGCAAUGCAUCACUACCACCCUCCGACAAUUGGAUCUGUCAGGAUGGUACUGGGGCUCCCUCACAGCCAGCGAAGCUAAGCAACAACUCAACAAGAUGCCAGAAGGCACUUUCCUCAUUCGAGACAGCUCACACCCCAGCUACCUGCUGACACUCUCGGUGAAGACAAACCGGGGUCCGACUAAUGUCCGCAUAGAGUACAGCAACGGCAAGUUCUGCCUGGACUCUUACUAUUUGGCGAAACCCAGGAUCCUGGCGUUCGACGAAGUUCUCAGCCUUAUCCAGCAUUACGUCACCUCUUGCAUCGUGGACCGAUAUGACAAGGCGGCCGACACGAUGGGGCUGCCCCCCAAGGACACUGCCAUCCACCUGAAACUCAUCAAGCCUCUUCACCGAAAGGACUCAUUCCCCUCACUUCAGCACUUAUGCCGGUUGACUAUUAACAGGGUAACACGCCAAGUGGACAAGCUGCCUUUACCAAAACGUGUCCAGGGGUAUUUACAAGAAUAUCCUUUCCUCCUCUGAGAUGUCUUUGUUUUGUGGGGGGGCAGGGGAGGGAGGCGUGUAAAUAGGAGAGAAGGCCGAGGCCAUUUUGUGGGUGUUUCUCUUGGCUGAGCAACGGUCACUCAAUGGACCUUCUGAAAAUGUUGGCAUGGAGAAGGGUAAAAGCUCCACGUUUGUGUUUGAAAGUGCGUGCUGUGCUCUGCCCAACUGAAUGGAUGUGUUGCUUCAUUGUGCUGGAACAGGUUCUGUGGACUUUUUUGAAUGUAGACUAAAAUGUAAACAAAGUAUGCAACUAAACGAGCAGACUGGAAAAGUUUCUUACCGAACAACCAAAACAUGACACAGAUCUGCAAAAAAAAAAUACAACUCUACAGCCUUUGUAUUAUUGAAUGCACUUUGAAUAUUUUAAAAAAAAGACCAAAAGUACAAAAUAUUUUCUAAUAAAGUAUUAUAGAUCACAUUAAAA